Messenger RNA from Aspergillus vadensis CBS 113365, 427 nucleotides. RefSeq lists its product as uncharacterized. Bases 33 to 287 code for a protein of 84 amino acids. The transcript has a single exon. NCBI's taxonomy places the organism in Eukaryota, Fungi, Ascomycota, Eurotiomycetes, Eurotiales, Aspergillaceae. The record is from RefSeq and is a predicted model, not a curated record.
GUGCUGAUAAGCGAUAAGGAAGUACACCCCACAUGGUAGGUUGGGUUUUGGUGAGUUUAAUAUUGAGUUAUUAUGGUCUAGCAUGUGAGAGAUAUAGGGCUGGAGGGGAGUCCGCGGAGAUGUGGCUGUUUUUAGGGCAUGGAGUAGUUAUGUUGUUUCUUUGUAUAAUUAUAUUCCGAUGCUCUGAGGCGCUGGAUAUCUACCUACACUUGCAUGUAGUAUGCAUAAGUUAUGGUAGACAUAGUGUCGGCUAUUUGAAUUGGAAGCGAUCUUAUUGGAAGAGAUGAUAUAAAAACCUGGCUUAUUUUCAUGAUCUGAAGACGCUGUGAGUUCACACAUAACUCGGUAGUUGAAACUUUAUAGGCGCCUUUGGUUGCUCGGUGGUAGAUAUCUCAUGUACUCUUACGAGUAUUCUCAAAGAUAGUGU